AUGAAAUAUUGCUCACAGAAACUGAUUGCUCUUCAAUAUUUGACAUUUUAUUCAUCAAUUUCUUGACCAAUCGCUAUGGAACAGGGCAGCACAGGGCGAGCCCCGAAUGCCUCCUACAGCCUUAGAAGACAAGUCAUACCAUCUAAACGUUUUGAGGAUUUUUAUCUGGAGAAACCCCCCUCUCUAAGAAGAAAGAUCUUCAGACUGGGGAGAAAUUGACCUGGAAGAGUGAGGAAGGCUCUGCCUCCAGCUCCACCCAGUGUCCUCUCCCUAUGCCCAUCUUAUCUGGGGAUACCCUCAGCUGUGGUGACAACUCUUCAACUCUGCCCCAAAACUUUCCUGGAUCCUCACUGCCAGUUGAAAAUGUAUGUGAAAGUACCUGCCAGGUCUCUGGACCUACUUUGUCCACCAUUUCAGAGGCUUCUGAGUGUGUGGAUCGCAGAAAGAAACAGGCUAAGCCUUGUCGGGUGGGGCCUUGCAAAGAUCAGGCUGAACAAGCCCUGGAAAUCCGCAAUGCGCCCCCGGUGUUCAAGCUUUGCUCUCCUGUGCAGAAGAGUGUGGGGUGUCUCCCUUUAGCCUGUCAGAGUCAGAGUGAGCAUAAGCUGAGUUCUCAAACUCCAGUGGACUCCUCACCUGACUGUCUGGCCAAGCCCAGAAAGGCCCAAGUCCUGUCCUACCCUGUCCUGGAAUCGUUUACAACACCACGGGUUCCUAAGGUGAAACAGGCAAAGACGGCACCUCAGGGAAACCAUGUAAAAUGCAAUGACCUGAAACAGAGGCAGGAGAUAGCAGCUAUACUAUUGCAAUUGGCACAGCAGGUCCCUGCCUUGGUUCCAGAGGUCGGCUGCACCAUCAACCUUCUGCAGGAACUUCACCUGAUUCAGGAGUACAGCUCCAAAUGGAGCCAAAACCUCCCCCAUUCAAAGAAAGAAACCUCUGUGAAGGCACGUGCCCGUAAAGAGGCAAACGGUGAAAGUAAGGGAUGCAUCAAGAAGCACCACUCCACUGGGAAACAUGGCCAGAAGAGAAAGCAUCUCAGCUCUCUGGACUCUGGCCCAGUGAUGGGACCUGAGUGGAAGGCAGCUAGGGACAGAGAGAUGUUCUUCCCCCACUUGGAAGAUUCUUCUCUCAUGGCAGAGGCCAAAGAGAGGAAAAGGAGGGAGAUGGCUCAGGAAAGCAGCCUUUGCCAGAUGGCUGAGCCCUUGGAGGAGAGGUACAUCAAAAAUGCUGCUGUUCUCCCAGACCUCCGCCCGCUGCCACCUGUGGCUCCCUCAUCGGCUCAGAGCAGCUCCCUUCUCUCUGCAGCCCUCAGCGAGCCUCUGCUGAUCCACGGCCACACUGUGGUGGACUUCCAGGCCAUCUACCACUCGGUGGUGGACCCCAUGCUAAAGACCAAGUCUGGGAAUGCCCGCCAGUACAACCUGGGGAUGGGCCGAGCAAUCAAGCAGCGUCUGUGGGAGAGGAUGUCCUGCCCCACCCUGGUGGAGACGGUGGACGCCGAUGGACGAGUGCACAUCACCGAGUCCUUCAGCACGCCCACCCUAAAGUCCUAUGCUCCACAGAUUGAUGUGGACAUUAGUGGGGAGCCCCUGCCCGAGCAGCCAAAGAGGAAGAGGGCCAGGCACUGACUUCAAGAGACAGUUAGCAUUGACUGCUUACUGGUCACUGACCCUUUU
Alosa alosa (allis shad) is the source of this 1676-nucleotide messenger RNA. RefSeq lists its product as uncharacterized. The transcript is spliced from 4 exons. The record is from RefSeq and is a predicted model, not a curated record. The coding region runs from base 273 to 1628 and encodes 451 amino acids. Lineage: Eukaryota; Metazoa; Chordata; Actinopteri; Clupeiformes; Clupeidae.